AUGGACACGCUCGCGGCCUCACCGAGGCGCCACAAUGCAUGCGUUACAUCCGCGAAGAGUGUCCUAUCUCAAAGACGGGCGUAUGCGACUGGUUCUGAGGCCCCUACUGAAGUGGAGAAGAUACUGCUGGAUACCAUCAAGGCAACAGGGCCAAUAUCCUUUGCAACGUACAUGCAAAUGUGUCUCGCCCAUCCCACCGCGGGAUAUUACAUGAAGACGGCGAAGCCCGUCAUAGGCUCCGGCGGUGACUUCAUCACAAGCCCGGAGAUCAGCCAAGUCUUUGGCGAGCUCCUAGGCAUAUGGCUACUCUCCCAGUGGAUGUAUGCCGGCGGCGGUCGCGAAAUCCGUCUCCUCGAGCUUGGGCCAGGCCGCGGUACGCUUAUGCACGAUGUGCUGAGGGUGUUCUCACAAUUCCCUGCAGCAAGGUCAGCCACCAAGGAGAUCCACCUCGUGGAAACCAGCCAGACCAUGCGCUCCGCUCAGGAUGCAAAACUUAGCUUCCUUGCCAAAACACACGGAUGGCAGCUGCACUGGCACGACGCUGUGGACCAGGUUCCGCAUGACAGCAGCAAAUUCACACUGGUCCUCGCGCACGAGUUCUUCGACGCGCUCCCGUUCCAUCUCCUCCAAAAAACACAUCAUGGAUGGCAAGAAGUGCUCAUUGCCUCAGGACCGGAUGCCGCCGCGAAGACCAUUUUGAGACCGGGUCACAAUUCCCCAUUGGACUUCGGGACAAAAGCGCCUCCUCUGAUCGCUGGAGCCCGGUUCCGACAAGUCUUGUCGCCGUCUCCCACGCCAUCCUCGACUCUUCUGGGCUUGUCGUCCGCACGCUUCCAGAAGCUCCCGGUGGGCUCCCGUAUCGAAGUGUCACCGGCGUCGUUCAAGAUCGCCCGUCAAGUCGGCGAGCUGCUCCGUGAUGGAGAGUCGGAGGAGACGCGAUCGGCGGGCAGCGCGCUCAUCAUCGAUUACGGUGGGGAAAAGGUUUACGGGAACUCCUUCCGCGCCUUCAAAGACCACAAGAUUGUAGAUGCUUUCCACCGCCCCGGAGAGUGUGAUCUCACCGUCAACGUCGACUUUGCGUAUUUGAAAGAUGCGACCGCGGACUUGGUCACUCACCACGGACCCCUCUCCCAAUCGAUGUUUCUGCACCGCAUGGGGCUGCAGGCGCGUCUUGACGCACUUACGACCUCCGCCAAGACCGACGAGCGGAAGAAACAGAUCGAGCAGGCGGCGAAGAGGUUGGUAGACCCGACCGGCAUGGGCACGCAGUAUCAGAUCAUGGGCAUGACUGGCAAGAGGAAGGGCGUGCUGGCAGACGAGGAGCGCUGGCCCUUCGUGGAUCCCGAAGCGGAGCAGGACAGGGCACAGGCUGGGGUCGAGAAGCCAAGUGCCAGCCAAUCGUGA
Trametes versicolor FP-101664 SS1 is the source of this 1404-nucleotide messenger RNA. Its product is annotated as DUF185-domain-containing protein. Gene Ontology annotation, cellular component: mitochondrion. NCBI's taxonomy places the organism in Eukaryota, Fungi, Basidiomycota, Agaricomycetes, Polyporales, Polyporaceae. The coding region runs from base 1 to 1404 and encodes 467 amino acids. Gene Ontology annotation, biological process: mitochondrial respiratory chain complex I assembly. The record is from RefSeq and is a predicted model, not a curated record. Gene Ontology annotation, molecular function: protein-arginine omega-N symmetric methyltransferase activity. The transcript is spliced from 6 exons.